GUACAACCCCCCGAAGCACCAUCCUCGGAGCCGUGUAGCUGUCAAUAUGGCAUUCCGGAUAUCCCUCAACAAGGCUGGCAAGCCGCAGCCAGGCUCGAAGACCAAAGCCGAAGAAGAUGCGAAAGCGCGCGAGGAGAAGAAUGCGCUGGACAAGGUCAUGGCGGACUUCAUGGAGGAGCAUGGCGACGAUAAAGGCGUGCUUGGGGAGACGGAACGAGACAACGAAGCUGAAAGAGACGUAUUCGUGCCAACGGGCGCUAAGAGACACUUCACGGGGCGGCCGAAGUCAAUGAAGAGCGGCCCAGGAACACUCGACGCGGAACUUGGAAUAGGUUUCUCCAGACCCGGCCCUCCAGGAGGCUUCGGUCUCCCGCCGCACUCAAGAUUUGGGGCCCCCGUGCCUCGAGGACCCGCGGGCCUGGAGGGUAAUAGAGAGGAGGAGAAUGUAUACACGACGGUAGUAGCGAAGGCUUCGAAUCUGCCGCCCACGAUCGACCGUAGCCGCGUAGGAGAGCUUUUCUCCGAUUUCCCGUCCCUCAAGGUUACGAAAGUCGAACCGAUACCGCCGUCACGUCCUUCGAGCCCGUCACACAAAGGCCGGCCGACCGCCUCCAUGAAGGUCAUAUUUGACAAAGAUGCCAGUGCCAGAGAUCUCGACGACGCAAUGAACAAGAUGAAUGACAGGAAAUAUCUGGGGAAGGGAUACUACCUGCAUCUUGAUCGAUAUCUUGGUGGCCGUAGCAUGAGCACAAAACAGCAGGAGGAGCCAUUUGGUGCUACUCUGAUAGAUGUGGAGAUAUCGAAGGGAUAUGCUCCCCCACCAGACCUUGGAGGCGUCAAUAGGGAACGGCCACGUGAAGAAGUCAUGAACAAGCGCCUAGUGGUUACCGCAAAUGCUCCACCGGAUCUUGCAACGCUCAAACUUAUACAUCAGACCAUCGAAGGUGUCAUUCUUGGCGGCCCCGAGUUCGAAGCUGCCUUGAUGGAAGAUCCCCAAGUUCAGGAAGAAGAGCGAUUCGCAUGGCUUUUCAACCAGAAGCACCCGCUUAAUCGCUAUUAUCGCUGGCGGCUGCACGAAAUAGUAACUUCUACGACUAGUCCAGAGUUAUUCCACCGCCAGCCAGAUUGGAAAGGCCCGAAGGAGCCGCUGAUGGAUGAGUAUGCUAGUGGUCUGUGGGAUCUCAACCACACAUAUGACGAGUCAGACGAGGAAGAGGAGGAGAAGCCGGCGCGGGUGACUAUACCCAUCGGCGAGAACUAUGCCGGCCGCGUUGAUACAGCCUAUGGGAUAAUGAACCCUCGGUCUCGGACGCUACUGAUAUGGCUGCUGGCCACGCUACCACCUAGCAGCGCAUUAUCAGAAGAAAUAGCCGCCUUUUCCGUCUUUGCAGUGGACCAUGUCACGAAAGGUCUGGACGAGGUGGUCCACCUUCUUAUUUCGAACAUACUGCAACCGUUUUACUUCACGAGAGCCAACCCAAAGCAUCGUGCAGAUGUACAGGAUGGCGAGGACGAUGCCCGCAAGCGUGGUCAGAUACCCCAGGUCACGACCAAUGCUCUUCGUGUUCUUUCGGACGUCGCUCUUACUACGAAUAAAGAGUCUGGAAUGUGUUAUAAAUAUCGAAUUGCUAUAGGCUCACAGCUCGUCGAGCGCAAAGUGUUCGAAUACCUGGAGACUCUUCCGGCCCAGCUAUCAAUGGGUCGGAUGGGGGAAACUCAGUAUCGAGAUGACGUGAACGCAAUCCUCAAAAUCUGGCAAGAAGAGCAUCUGUUCGAAAAGAAUAUACUGGAGCAUCUAGACAACGCCUUCAAUGCCCGCAAGAGGGAGAAGGAGCAGGAAGAGCAGGAGCGGAAGCAGGCCGAGCGGAGGAGACAGCGAAAAGGCGUUGUCCCCCGAAAACCUGCUAAUACAGGGAGUGGAGAAGACGAGGACAAGAUGGAUGUCGAUAAUGGCGUUGGUGCUCCUGGCGAUGGUCAAGAUGGGGCGAGCGAUGAGCCGUAUGAGCCACCGUCUCCAGAUGCUGUCCAGGCUGCAGAUCCGUCCAUCCCCCCUGAGCAGCCCACAGUGGCUUCAGAGCCGAAGGAAGAGUCAGCAUCUGAAGAGCCUAGGCAGGCACUUGCUCCAUCAGAGAUUCCUGGGGAGACUGCGGCUGCCAGGGCUCGGCGGCUCCGACCCAAGGCAGAGGAUAUGUUCGCUUCCGACGAGGAGUGAGCACUGCUCACCGGCAUUUCGAUAGGACUUGAUACGCCGUUAUUCCAUAUCCGAUCCAACAGCUCCUCGUUAGAUAUUACCGGUUGCAGCCAAUCGGCCCGUGUAUUGGGCGCGCAUAUUACCCCUUUCAUCAAGUCCACUAUUGAUAGCAUGCCCUGCGUGCUCCGUUGGACUUGGGAAGACGCUGUACGGUCGUUAGUAAGUGAUGGAGCUGCACUUGAAAGCGAGGAACUUGCUCUACCUCUGUCUCCGCGGCGGCGGGCCUCAUCCAUUCUUCUGGUCUGCCAGCGUCCACAGGCGGAACGGGCGCUUUUACAUAGCAUGGGAUGUUGGCGAUUUGACUAUAUGAUACCCUUGGUAACGCCACAGAUAAAAAAGCAAAUAUAUGAG
Trematosphaeria pertusa is the source of this 2602-nucleotide messenger RNA. RefSeq lists its product as uncharacterized. The transcript has a single exon. Lineage: Eukaryota; Fungi; Ascomycota; Dothideomycetes; Pleosporales; Trematosphaeriaceae. Gene Ontology annotation, biological process: RNA processing. Gene Ontology annotation, cellular component: nucleus. The record is from RefSeq and is a predicted model, not a curated record. Gene Ontology annotation, molecular function: RNA binding. Bases 47 to 2212 code for a protein of 721 amino acids.